Messenger RNA from Cyprinodon variegatus (sheepshead minnow), 7790 nucleotides. RefSeq names its product A-kinase anchor protein 12-like (gene akap12a). The record is from RefSeq and is a predicted model, not a curated record. Gene Ontology annotation, molecular function: protein kinase A binding; calmodulin binding. Bases 117 to 7439 code for a protein of 2440 amino acids. Gene Ontology annotation, cellular component: cytoplasm. The transcript has 4 exons. Gene Ontology annotation, biological process: signal transduction; regulation of protein kinase C signaling. Lineage: Eukaryota; Metazoa; Chordata; Actinopteri; Cyprinodontiformes; Cyprinodontidae.
GGGGUUGGAAAGAGUUAUUUUUCCAGGAUCCAUCCCGCAGUAGUUCAGAGCUGACCUCCGCUCGUUUGGGAUAUUUUCUCUUUCCGUCCGGACGGUGACGCGCUGCAGAUCCGAUUAUGGGAGACGCUCAGUCUGCGCAACGGGAGGCCAAAGGCGAUGCAGCAGCGGAGGAGGAGGAGAGCGGAGAAGUGAAGGAUGUGCAGGACGUCGACAACAAGGUUCUCCAAAAAAAUGGACAGAUCUCCGACAUCAGCAAGAAAGCUGAGAGCUCCAUAUCAGAGCUGAAUGGCAACUGUGAAGAUAUAGAAGCUGCCAUUUGUCCAGAAAUAAAUAUUACAGAAGCAGUGGAGGAUAAAGAGACACCUUUAGAAAAUGAAAUCGAUUUAAAGGAUGUAGCUAAAGACACUGAAGACGAACUGGUUGAACAAGAGGAUGUGAUCGAAAUGGAUGCCAAGCAGAAUGACAUCAAUGAAAGUUUCAGGAAAUUUUUCAGCAACAUUGGUCUGAAACUCACAGUUAAGAGAGGCUCCACUGACAAAGGUGGCGUACCUAUAGACAUGUCGGAGGAGGAACCAAGCAAACCAGAAGACAUUAAGGGUGAAGAUGCUGCAAACAAAAUAAACAAGGAUGAUGAGGAACAAACAGAACUUAUCACAGCAGAGGAAGCUGUAGAAAAUGACUCGACUGUGUGCCAGACACUGACAGAUGACACACCUGAUGAUUUUCAGGAAAAAGAAGGAGAAAAAACAGCCGAAACCAACGAGGAAAGAAUAUCACAUGAAACAUCUCCACUUCUCAAUGAGGAUACUACGCCACAAGAGGAACCACAACCACCAUCUCCAACUGGUCUUGAUGAAACUGCAAGUCCAUUUAAAAAGUUUUUUACAACUGGGAUCUUUUCUGGUCUCCGAAAGAAAAAAAAGCUUGAAGACGAAGAGGUGGGUGAGAAAGAACUGGUAGAAGGUGAAGUAAAUGUGACCCAGGCUGGAAAUGAUGAGCUACAUGAUGAAGAUGUCACUCCAGUUCUUGAUGCUAAAGAGGAGAACCUAAUCACCAAAUCAGCUGAAGUCCAGGAGGAAGCUAAAGCACCAUUGAUUGUUGUAGAUGAAAUCACAAACUCCCAGGAAAUUGUUCAAGAGAGUCCCCUAAAAAGGCUUUUGUCAGGCUCAAGUUUCAAGAAGCGCAGUAAAAAGCAAAAAGGCAGAAAAUCCAGUGAUGCAAAGCUGUCUGACUCUGGAGAACACGUUUCAGAUCAGCAUCUGUCAUCUGUAGAGUCAGCUGAAAAUAAGAAAGAUGAAACCUCUGCCCAGACAUCUGCUGAGGCAGUGAGUGGGGAAGAUGGGGCUUGGUUUUCCUUCAAAAAACUUGUUACUCCCCAAAGGAGGAAGAAGUCGUCUGUGGACCAUGUAGAGGAACCAAUCCAAGGUUCAAAAGAUGGAGAGAAAUCAGUUGAAGGGGAGCAAAUAUCGGAUCAAAGCACGGAGGAGGGAAAAAGGAGAAAAGACUCGUCUGUGUCAUGGGAAGCUGUGCUGUGUGGAUCAGGGAGGAGAAGAAGCCGGAAAACCUCAGACUCCGAGGAUGAGACACCUCAGCUGGACGGUGAAGAGAACAGGCAAAACGACAGAUCUAAAGAAGCAGGAUCAAGAGCUUCUACUGAGGUGCAGGAGGUUCUGGCUUCACCCCCUAAAGAGACAGAAGGUCCUCCAGAGGGAGACGAAAGCUCAACAUGGAAAUCAUUCAAAAAGCUUGUCACUCCCAAAAGAAAAUCUAAAGAUGAGGGAGAACGUAUCAGCGAAAUCGACCAAGAGGAUUCUUCCUUUUCCAUAAUAAGGCUCCUGUCAGGAAGGAAAACAAGGAAGUCUGUUGAUGUUUCCCCUGAAGAGGUUAGUAAAGAGAUAGCAAGCGUCUGUGAUGAAGACUCUGAGACACCAGCUGUGGUUCCACUGUCUGAGUUUGAUUUAACAGAAACACAAACAAUGGCAGAAAAGGAUGCAGACAAUACGCAUCAAAUGGACAUAAACGAAAUCAAAGAGGAAGUCCAGUCUAAGGAUACUGUGCAAGUUCAGGCAAAUGACAUCCCAGACAAUGAAGGAGCUUUAGAAAAGGAGGCUUCAUCGGCUGUUGCUACAAAUGAAGAACACAAUGAGCUCACAGAAUCAAGCGAGCAUCAACACCUCAGUGACAUACCGGAAGAGGGAGUCCUCACAGAGAACACCCCGGCCUCAGAGGAGGCAGCUAAAGAUGAAACAAUAGCAGAGGAUCUGUUGGAGAUCACAUCUGAGGCCAUUACUGCUCCAGAACCAGCAGAUGUUACCCUGGCAGAUGAAACUGAGAUGGUUUCUGCAUUAUCCCAGUUAUCAGAGUCUUCAAAAACAUCUGGCAACACAACACCUGUCCCUGCAGAGUACAGCGUCCUAAACACAGAGACCCUCCUCCAGCAGGUUUCUGAGACUAUCACCGUAAGCCCAAAAGCAGUUCCAGUGUUCUUAGAGGAACCGAACCCUGAAAGAGUUGUUUGUUUAGCCUCCAAUCAAAUACUUGAAUCGUCUGUAUUAGAGAAGCCAAAAAUACUGGAAAUACACAGAGAAUCAGAUGCAGCAAGCAUAAAAACCGGCUUAAAUGCUGAAGAAAUUGAUGCAGUGAAUGAAGUCACAGCAACGGCCCAAGCCGAAAGUAUAUCUCACCUUAAUGAAGCCAUUUUAACGGAAAUUUCUUCAGAAGUUCCUAAAGAGUUGCUUGACACUGCCAAGCCUGCUGCAGAUGAAGUCUAUGAAGUAAAUAUUUCAGAGUUACAAAAAGACAUUAAGGAUAUGCAAAUUGUUGAAGAGAGGCAACAUGCGGUUGAAGAUACAGGGGAUGUAGAUGAAGAGGCAUCUUCAGAGAGUUUACCUAAAGGAGAAGAUGCAGGAACUGAGGAUGUUUUGACUGAUCAAACUGAGCAGGACAGCAGAAAAACACACUCUGAAGAAGAAGAACUAGCUGUUCCAUCAGCAGAUGACUUGGAGGAAGCAUAUGAGAAGGAGGAAGAACAACCUGCAACAGAGCUGGACACUGAAACCAAACAAAUGCCCUUUGAGCAAGCCCAAAAUGAGGCUUUAUCUUCUGCAGCAGUGGAUGAGUUAGAAAAACAGGCUGGAGCAGAAAAAGUCGAGUUGCCCAAUGUAGAGCGUGAUAUUCAGUCACAUGAGGAAAGAUCCGCAGAGGACACGGAGCCAUCUGAAAUACUGUCACAGGAUCUUACUGAAGUAACCAAAACAAACACGGAACCUCAAAUAGCUGGAGCUGAAACUGACAUAAGUCCACCAAUCCAGUUGGAGGAGGACAUGCUUGAGACACCUAACAAAGAAGUAGAUUUGAUUUCAGAAAAUAUUUUAACUACUGAAAAGGAUACUGAUGAGUCAACACAGGUAGUGACUCUCCCUGAAAUGACCAAGGAAGCAGCAAAGAAAGAGCCAGAAAAUGAUCUGUCUGAAGUAACGGUAUCAUUAGAAAAUGUUCAAGCACCAACAUUAGAGUCAGAAGAAGAUAUAACCGAACCCCCUAAUAGGGAAGUAUUGUUGUCAGAUGGUCCAGCAUUUGAAACAGAAGCAGAAGAAUCCAGACAGGUGGAUUCUUUGAUUGAAGAAGCCAAAGAGGAAGAGAGGAAAGAGUCUCUAAUAGCUGCUGAUCAAGUCGGCAGCUCUGAAGUUACAGAUGUAUCAGAGAUCAUGCAGGAUCCGGCAACAGAGACAGAUGAGAACGUUGUUCAGUCCCUACUUGAAGACGUGUCAUUACCAGACAUGUCAUCAGGUGAAACCCACACAGAAGAAUCUAAACCACCAGAACCUCUCACUGAAGUCAGAGAGGAGCAAGACGAUAAAGAACCUAGAAUAGGUGAAGUCCAAAUUGAUCAGUUAGAAAUUACAGAGGUAUUUCAAACCGUUGAAGUGCCAACAUUAGAGUCACAAAAUACAUCUGCCCUGUCCCCUGAUGAAGAAUUAUUACUGUUUGACAUUUCCCAAGCUAAAACAGGAGAAUCCAAACAAGUAGAGUCUCUCACUGAGGUCCCAGAUGAACAAGAAGACAAAGAGACAAAAGCAGAUGCAGCUGAAACAGAAGAAUCCAAACACGAAGAGUUGGUCACUGAGGUCCCAGAUGAGCCACAAGACAAAGAGACAAAAGCAGAUGCAGCUGAAACAGAAGAAUCCAAACACGUAGAGUUGGUCACUGAGGUCCCAGAUGAGCCAGAAGACAAAGAGACAAAAGCAGAUGCAGCUGAAACAGAAGAACCCAAACACGAAGAGUUUGUCACUGAGGUCCCAGAUGAGCCAGAAGACAAAGAGACAAAAGCAGAUGCAGCUGAAACAGAAGAAUCCAAACAAGUAGAGUUGGUCACUGAGGUCCCAGAUGAGCCAGAAGACAAAGAGAUAAAAGCAGAUGCAGCUGAAACAGAAGAAUCCAAACACGUAGAGUUUGUCACUGAGGUCCCAGAUGAGCCAGAAGAAGAGACAAAAGCAGAUGCAGCUCAAACUGAAAACGCUGAACUUGCAGAAGAAUUUAAAUCUGUAAAGUCCGAUGAGGAUGUUAUUCAAUCCCUUAUAAAAGACACUGAAAUGGACAAUCAGGAAGAAAAACAAGAGGUAACUAAUAAAAUCAAAGGCAUAAAUCCACAAACAGAUGCUGAUCAAAUCAACCAGGUUAAAGAGGAAAUAUCCUCGCAAGCACCAAUAAUUAAUUUAGAAGAAGAUGCAGUUAAGUCCAUUGAUAAGGAGGCAUUGUCCCCUGAAAACAUUUUAGCUGGAGUAACAAAUUACAAGGAACUUGAACUGGCAAAGUCCCUCCCUGAAGCACAAGAAGAGCAAGACAACAAAGAGCUACAAACAACAAUUACUGCAUUGGAGUCCUCGGAAGUUGCACAUGUUUCUGAGAUUAAAGACGCCAUAGAUGUUGCACAAGAUGCCAUACUGGAGUCAGAGGGAAGCAGAGUUGAGAUUCUGGAAAAAGACAUAACACCUUAUGAAACUGUACCAAAAGCAGAAACAGCUGAAGAGACACCUAAAACUCAGACACUAGAUGUUCAAGCAGAAGAUACUCCUGAAACCGAACAAGCUCUGGAACCAGAACCUUCUUUAGCACCUCCACUAGAUCCAGCAGAAAUUAGCUGUGAAGCUUGUGAUACAGACGUGAUAUAUGAUACUCCAGUAGUGGAAAAGGUCACAGAUGAAUUAAUUAUUACCGAUUUGAAAGAACCUCUCUGUGAGAAACUAGAAGGUUCGCUCUCAGAUGCACAAGACAUUACCUCAGAUCUAGAUACAAGUCAACAAACAACUGCACCAAAUGAAGAGGAAAGUACAACUGAAAAAGUUGAACUGCAAACAAUGCUUCAAGAUGUUCCUCAACCAGAAGACAUUGACAUUGCUAAAGAAGAGCCAGAGGGCAACGUUGCACAGCAGUUGGAUCAAGAAACCGAUGCUGAACCAUGUGAUGCUAAGGUUAAGGAUGAAGAAAAUGUUCUUGAAGAUCUGCAAGGGUUACAGGCACCAACAGCAGUUCACAUAUCAUCAGUUGAUGAGAGUCCAGGGAGUGCAGAGGUCCUAGAAAAAACAACAAGUCUUGAGGAAAACCUGCCAGAUUGUAUAGACACAGCAGAAGUUUCAGAGGAAUCCAGGAACGAAGUGAAUCUCUGUGAGCAGCAGGAGAGGGUAGAGGGGGAGGAAGUGGAUCUUCUUUCAGACGCUGAGAUAAAAGUUGCUGCAACCGUUAGUAACGUCAUAUCACACGAAGUUAUGAGUAAUCUGAAGGAGGUUUCAACUGAGAAACCUAGUGCUGUAGUUUGUGAAGCUUUAACGGCUAAAAUGGUCAGUGAGUCAGAAUUCAUUGAUACAGUUGAGACUACGGCACCAUUAGUGUUAGAUGAAAUAAAUCAGGCAGCAGAGCCCAGCAGCGCUGUUCUGAAGAUGAAUGUUCCGCCCGUGGAGAUCGAGGUCAAUCACAAAGUCCAGGUGCACCUGAUGGAUGUUGAGAUCAGAUCAGCCGAGAAGAUGGUAGACACAGUGAUCCAGGUAGGGGUUACAGAAGUUAAGGGGACCAUUGAUGUGUGUCAGGAAAACAUUCAGGAAGUAGAGAAUAUCUCAGCCACUGCGGGAAUUGAAGAAGGAGUCGCAUAUGAAGGAAUCCAGGUGACAGUUCAAGAUGUCAUGCAGCACAUAACAAGUAACUUACCAGAGUCAGCAUCCGACUCGGCCUCUGAAAAUGAGGAAAAGGACAUUGAAUUGAAAGAAAUUAUACAAAAGGUUUGUGAGACAGAUCAAAAGGAAUUGGUUCAAACAGAAGAAGAUACAUUGAUCAUUGACAGCACUGAGAUGGUCAAUGAAGGACAAGAGGAGGAGGCUUUAACUGUUACUGAGAACUCUGGAAUCCCUGUUGAGCAACUUGAAGAAUCCAAGCUACUGUCCAGUAGUCCCCAAAGCUCUGAAGUGUCCAUCAAGGACCACAAAGAGGAUUUAAAGGAAGCAAAACCUGCUGAGCCAGAAAUAAUCACUGCAGUAGGAGAUGUAAGAGCAGAGGUGUUAGCUGUAAAAGACCCCAAUGAAAGCCCAAUGGAACCUCUGCCAACUACUCACACACAAGUCGCCACUGCUGGCACUGCUGGAUUAGCUGUGCCCCAAAACACCGGAGUAAUCUCCUCAGCAGGGAACCUUGAGUCCCCCUCUAGCCUGUCCUUAGAAUUUAAACUGAAUAUACAGUUUGCUCAAGCUAAAACCCAAACAUGGCCAUCAGCUGCACCUACAGAGAGACCUGAACCCGUUAGACAGGUUGAUGUUUUUGACGCUGGAGUUCAGGCAGAGGAGUCAGUACCUAAAGGAGAUGAAUGCAAGAAACAGACAGAACUAAAUGAGGUCGCAGUGCAGGCAGUCAGUGUCACCGAAGCAGAUCCCGAGACACACUUAAACCAGAGGGCCUUAAUUGCAAGUCAGCCAGUGUUACAAGAUGUGGGCAUCCAAGCAGUGGAAAGGACAGAAUGGUAUGAACAAAUCCAAUCUACUGAAAGAGCCACAACAAAGGUCCAGGCCGUGGAUGUCCAAUCAUCACGACAAGAGAAGAGAGCAGUGCUCCUGAGUAAGCCUCUGCUCUCCGAGUUAAAAAAAGGCUGGGCUUUUAGGCAGUCAGAGGAUGAAAAUGAUGUGUGGCUGGAUGCAGAGGAGGACAUCUAUCCACAGCAUGUCCCACAGACAACCAUUGAUCAGGUGGACGAACAUAUCCAGCUACAGAGUGAGAGUGAACAAAAGGAGGAAGCAGAGCCUGAGAUGGAGUUUGAGAUGGCAAGCAGUCUGGAGACUGAGGACACAGAAAGCCAACAGAGCAAACGGAAAAAAGAAACAGGUGCAAUAGAAAGUGAAGGGGAGGAUUUCGAUGUUGCACUUGAGGAGCUUGGAAGCAGUGUCCCUGCAGUGGAAUGAAGCCACUAUAACCCGACCCUUGGGUUAAAGCCAGGUUUGGACAAUCAUAACAAAGAAGCCACUAAAGCAUUUCCCAUGACAUCAAGUGACACUAAAUAUGACAACUCCCAUAUUUAGCGGUGAUAUCAUCCUGGAUUUUAAAAAUAUGAUUAUUAUUUAGGUGUGGUUUGGGCAGGGAAAACUGUUGUUCUCCUCAGGGUAAAGAUAGUGGGAUUUCAGAUGUGACCACAUCGACCGUGCGUUUAGACUACUAAUAAUGUGCAAUCCUCCUACUUGUAUGUAACAUGUUAAUUCUGUCUUUAAAAAGAUAAAGAACAAUUUAACGAGAUGAUCAAAAAUAUUACUCUGACA